Messenger RNA from Macadamia integrifolia, 1236 nucleotides. Its product is annotated as vignain-like. Bases 25 to 1125 code for a protein of 366 amino acids. The transcript has 4 exons. NCBI's taxonomy places the organism in Eukaryota, Viridiplantae, Streptophyta, Magnoliopsida, Proteales, Proteaceae. The record is from RefSeq and is a predicted model, not a curated record. Gene Ontology annotation, cellular component: lysosome. Gene Ontology annotation, molecular function: cysteine-type endopeptidase activity.
AGUUCCCAUCAAAGCUUGAAAUCAAUGGCAAUGAAGAAGAAGGUUUCUGUUGUUGUUCUUGUUGCUUUAUCGUUUACUUUACUUCUGGGCUUAGCCCAGAGCUUCGAUUUCCAUGAAAAGGAUCUGGAGACAGAAGAUAGUCUCUGGAACUUGUACGAGAGGUGGAGGAGUCAUCACACUGUUUCUCGAGAUCUCUCAGAGAAGCUAAAGCGUUUCAAUGUGUUCAAAGAGAACGUUAAUUUCAUUCAUGAAUUUAACAAGAAGGAUCAUCCUUACAAGUUGAAGCUAAACAAGUUUGGAGACCUUACCAACCAAGAGUUCAGGAGCACCUAUGCAGGCUCCAAAGUGAAGCAUCACAGCAUGCUUCGAGGCCCUUCACGAGCGACUGGUGGCUUCAUCUAUGAGAACUUCGAAAAGACCCCUCCUUCCAUCGAUUGGAGGACCAAAGGUGCUGUCACCCCUGUCAAGAACCAAGGCCAAUGCGGUAGUUGCUGGGCUUUUUCCACUGUCGUAGCUGUUGAGGGCAUAAACCAAAUCAAAACCAAGAACCUGGUAUCCUUAUCUGAGCAGCAGCUGAUCGACUGCGACACUGGGGAGAACCAGGGUUGUAAUGGAGGACUCAUGGAUCACGCGUUCGAGUACAUAAAGAGGAAUGGAGGAAUCACUACAGAAAUAAAUUAUCCCUACGUUGCCCAAGAUAAAUUGUGUGAUAUCUCAAAGGAGAAUUCUCCAAUGGUGACAAUUGAUGGGCAUGGGAAUGUGCCCGCGAAUGACGAGAAUGCCUUGAUGCAAGCAGUCGCAAACCAACCUGUAUCCGUUGCCAUUGAAGCUAGUGGUUAUCCCUUCCAGUUCUACUCAGAAGGCGUGUUCGUUGGACCCUGCGGGACAGAGCUAGAUCAUGGAGUGGCAAUUGUGGGAUAUGGAAAAACUGUUGAUGGGACCAAGUACUGGACUGUGAAGAACUCAUGGGGAGCAGAUUGGGGAGAACAAGGUUACAUUAGAAUGAAGCGUAGAGUACCUACCAAAGGAGGACUGUGUGGUAUAGCCAUGGAAGCUUCUUAUCCCAUCAAAAUCACCCCUAAUAGUGAUGCCAAGCCAGCCUCUCCUCUCAAUGACGAGCUCUGAUGAGGAGGACUAACGACAUUUUUCUUUAAAGGUUUUGUGCUUAGGCCUUAGGUUAAUUAUGGAAUCUCUUGUAUCUCUCAGAGAAUGAAAUAAAAUUUGGAUCAAUAUCUA